Molecule: messenger RNA, 3405 nt
Organism: Episyrphus balteatus (marmalade hoverfly)
Lineage: Eukaryota; Metazoa; Arthropoda; Insecta; Diptera; Syrphidae
Exons: 3
Coding region: 35-3394 (1119 amino acids)
Biological process (GO): regulation of transcription by RNA polymerase II
Cellular component (GO): nucleus
Molecular function (GO): RNA polymerase II cis-regulatory region sequence-specific DNA binding; DNA-binding transcription factor activity, RNA polymerase II-specific
Source: RefSeq, a predicted model, not a curated record
GUGAAUUUUCAAACAAAAACAGACUAUAGAAAAAAUGUCGCAAUUAGUCACAAUUCCAUCAUCAGUAUCUCCGUCCAACAGCCGCAUUAAACACAUCGAAAUGUUCGGACAACCUCAAACCACAACAACAUCCUCACUCACACAAACAUCCAAUGUCCUCACACCCACAUCACCUUACCCAACAACAUUUCACUAUACCAACAUCAACAAUUUGAUGUACGGUCAAGAUAUGGUCAACUCUCUAGACAUGAAGACCUUCUCCAGCCAAUAUUCGGACUUUGUCGAUCCAUUUUCAUCGUGCGCCGAAACACCCAGUUCGGUAUUUAGUGACACAUGCACACCCAGUGGCUAUCAGACGACAACGACAAGUGACAUUGUCCUGCGAGAGGAUGUCUUCCGUUUCGAGCCGGAAGAUAUUGAACGGUUGACCAAAACCUAUCAAUACAAUGAGCAAACUUCAGCAAUGUCUUCGUCAAGCAGGACCAACACAACCACAUCAACCACAACCGCCAGUAUAAAUUUUGACAUUGAAUAUUUUAAUUAUGACGAAAUCAAUUGCCAGUCGAAGAAUCAGUCACCCUGCUCAUCGCCACAACUGACAGAUCCAUGGAUGACGUUUAACUUGCGUGACACUUACCCUGGACCGGGGACAUCACCAAAAAUCGAAAACAACAAUUCUGGUUUCACAUACGAAUACAGCAACUAUCCUUCUGCACAGUUGACUCAGAUACCGCAAUAUCAAAGUCCACGUACGUCAGAGCAUGUAGAGGUGGCUAUUGACAGCAGCAGCACACGAAUGAAGCAAGAAACGACGCCUUCCUUCGUGCUUGUCGAAGAUGACAGUCGAACUAAUCGGGAUGAUAAAUUUAUUCUGCACCCGUUCCACAAAUUUCCAUCAAUGAACGGUGCAGGUACGUUUGAGGCGUCACCAUCACCAUUGUCCUCGUCGACAAUUUCUCCAUCGUCUUUAUCGACGAUAAAAUACUCACCGACAACAGCGACAUCUAGGACAGAACAACUUUUGCACGUGGAGACAUUUGCCUAUGAUGAUGAAUUGGUGUCCCCGCCUAGCCACCAUCAUCAUCACCUGCAUCAUCAUCAUCAUCAUCAUCACAACUAUAGCCCGAAAAGUGACGAAUGCAAUGAUUCGUAUGAACACCUGCCGGAGAACUACAAUAGCAGCGAACUGAUGAUGCAUGAGAAACCGAAUCGGGAGCACAAGGACAUUUGGACAAUUGGAGAAUUUAAAGGCGAGGAUGGGGAUGUGCAUCAGCUCCAAGAGGUUGUCAUCAGUUCGUUUUCAUCCUCACCGCAGCUUUCAUCAACGACGACUCCGACGUUAUCAUCAACAACAACAACAACAACAACAACAAAAGGACUAUUCGAUGAUAAUAUUGUCAAUAGUGUCCUUGCUGCUGCUAGUCCCAUCAUCAACGAUGAUAAUGAUGAUAAUGGUGGUGAUGGUGGUCAUCACGAUAUCAUCGAUGAUGAUGAUGAUGAUGAGGACGAUGACGAUUCAGUGUUUAUGGAAAUCCAAGAAGAAACGCCUUACAAUUCAUCACAGCUACCAAGUAGCAUCAUCAAAGCUGAUGUCCACGAUGAUGAUGUUGAUGGCCAACAAUCAACACCGUCAUCCCCAUCAUCAUCAUCAGUAGCAGCAGCAACGACAUUGGUGAUGGUGAAUCAAUUGGAAUGCCUAUGGACAGACUGCAAUGAGGUAUUUCCCAAUCAGGAGGAAUUUGUAACACACAUCGAAAAGAGGCAUGUGGAUGUGAAAAAGGGUGAGGAUUUCUCUUGUUUUUGGGUGGAUUGUCCGAGACGGUAUAAGCCAUUCAAUGCGAGAUAUAAAUUGUUAAUACAUAUGCGAGUUCAUAGUGGAGAGAAACCAAACAAAUGUCCGUUCUCUGGUUGCAAUAAAGCGUUUUCGCGAUUAGAAAAUUUAAAAAUUCACCAACGCUCGCAUACCGGCGAAAGACCAUACGGAUGUCAGUACAAGGGCUGCUUGAAGGCAUUUAGUAACAGUUCGGAUCGGGCGAAACAUCAAAGGACCCAUUACGAUACGAAACCAUAUGCCUGCCAAAUACCCGGUUGCACAAAACGUUACACCGACCCAUCGAGUCUUCGAAAACACGUUAAAAAUCACACAAUCCGCAAUGGCAACAUAAAUGGUCGCCGAAAAUCAUCUAGUGCUUCCAUAAAUAAUACAACAACAAACACAUCAUCCACACGACAACAAUUGUCGAAAAUCCGUCGUCAUUCCGAGUCAUCACUGAUGGGCGGCCAAACGACGAAAUUGGUGGCGACACCAACUUCAACCAUCAUCACGCACAACACAAAUACCGUCAUCACCGCCUCAAUGAUCUCAUCAAACAUUCAAUACAAUAAGCCGGUCAGUAAUCAGCACCUGAGCACCUUGCGUCAGCAACAGCCUCAAGCAACGGCCUACCAUCCUAACCACCAUCAGCACCAGCACCAUCACCACCAUCAACAAUUCCAACAACAGCGCCCUCUGCACACAUUACACGAGUCCGAUGAUUUUUUCCAAAGUGAUUACCUGCUUUUUGAGGAUGCAUUCACCACCACCACUACCACAUCAGAAUCAGCUGUGGGCAAGAACAACAAAUCGUCGUCCUCGGCCAUGGUCAUCAUCCCAAACAGAUCCACCAAAACCGAAAUUGAGCCCACAUUUAACAGCAAUGACAACGGUAACCACACUGUUUGUUCAACUGCAGCCAUUAGUGAACAUUAUCCAUCGUCAUCGUCGUCGUCCACGUCCACGUCCUUCGGGAUCGAGAACAUUAAAUUACGCCCAACUUACAAUCAUCAUCAUGAUGGUCCACCAAUAUCCUCGGACUCGGCAAUGGCCAUUCUAAAUAGCCCCACGGCAGCAACAACUACACCCGAUAGCAAUUCAAUGAACUUUAAUGAGCUGUCUAAUUGCAUUGUUACAAUCGAAAGUACUCGCAAUGAGAAUUCGAUUGACGGAUGCCAGUCGGCAGCAGCAGCGGUAGCGGCAACUUAUGUAGGGCAUCAUCAUUCACUCCCAUCCAUCAUCACCCACACAGCAGGAGGAGGCGGUCAGGAAUCAUUAUCAGCGCCCUCUUUGAUCAAAACCGAAAUAGCCUCCGGCGGCUGCAGCGGCGGUGGCUGCAGUGAGAACAACAGCAGCGGCGGCGGCAGCGGUGGGGACGAUGUCGAUAUCGAAUGCAAUGAAUUCGUUUCAUUUGAAUAUGUCAAAAAGCUUUUGUCAGAUACAUUCGAUUAUGGUGAUGAUGGACAGCAAUUGGCAAGCGGAAAUUUAACAACUGAUUCCAACGGAAGCGGCAGCGAAAAUGGCGUUGAACACGAUUUGGAUAGUAACUUUGAUAUGGAAUAUUUAAAUAAUUUCAUUUAGAAAAAAUUUAA